AUGCAGUCCUUUGCCAACAAUCUCUCCAUCCGGGUUUCAGUCUCUGCGAAAGCCGACCAGGAGUUCGACGCCGCAUUUGCUCCUGGAAGAGAUAAAGGCAAGAAUACUUACAGAUACGUUCUCCUUCGAUUCCCUCUACUUUCAUUCUUCAUGAUACGCACCAUGUCUGUCAACCACAGAGAAACAAAACCAUCUCUUGCCCAUGCAACAACGCCAACUCCUGAUCUGUUCAGAAUCGAUGGGAGGACGGUACUAAUCACUGGCGGUGGAGGUGCAGUGGGCCUGGAAGCUGCUCGUGCUGUCCUCGAAAGCGGCGGCGACGCAAUUUGCAAAGACCGCCAAGAGAAACCGCUGGAAGUGCCAUGGCGCACCGUUCUCGCCGCGUCAAAGAAGUACGGAACACGCGCAUGGUACUACCAGUGUGAUGUGACCAACGAGGAGAACGUUCGACAUGUAUUCAAGACAUCUAUGGAGGGCAUUCGGUUUCCUUUCCGAGGCAUGGUGGCCUGUGCCGGCAUCUCUGGUGAUGGCGCAACCAUUGACUUCCCGAUCGAUAAAGCAAAGCGAAUACUCGAGGUCAAUGUGACGGGGAGCCUCAUAUGUGCUCAGGCUGCUUCCCGAGAGUUCCAACAACAAGGAGCCCCGGGAAGUAUUGUUUUCAUCGCCAGUAUGAGCGGACAUAUCAGUAACAAAGGACUCGACACAGCAGCGUACAAUUCUUCCAAGUCGGCCGUGGUUCAGAUGGCUCGAUCGCUGGCGGCCGAGUGGGGAAGUCGAGCCGGCAUUCCACUCAUCCGUGUCAACACCGUGUCGCCAGGGUAUAUCAGAACCCGGAUGUCGGAAGCUUCCCUGAAGGAUCCUGAGAUCGAGAAGAAAUGGAUGGAGGAUAACAUGCUGAUGAGACUGAGUGAAGCUCAUGAGUACAGAGGGGCAAUUGUGUUUCUUCUGAGCGACGCAAGCAGUUUCAUGACAGGGUCAGACAUUAAGGUUGAUGGGGGACAUACUGCAUGGUAG
Messenger RNA from Colletotrichum karsti, 1014 nucleotides. Its product is annotated as D-arabinitol 2-dehydrogenase. The coding region runs from base 1 to 1014 and encodes 337 amino acids. Gene Ontology annotation, cellular component: intracellular anatomical structure. Gene Ontology annotation, molecular function: oxidoreductase activity, acting on NAD(P)H, oxygen as acceptor. The record is from RefSeq and is a predicted model, not a curated record. Lineage: Eukaryota; Fungi; Ascomycota; Sordariomycetes; Glomerellales; Glomerellaceae. The transcript is spliced from 4 exons.